Messenger RNA from Anisakis simplex (herring worm), 228 nucleotides. The record is from the annotation of a GenBank genome assembly. NCBI's taxonomy places the organism in Eukaryota, Metazoa, Nematoda, Chromadorea, Rhabditida, Anisakidae.
GUACCACAUGACGAUCUUGGUGAGGCUGUCGUUGCAGUUUGUGUUUUAGCAGAUAAGAAAGCUGAUGCAGAGCAAUUAAAAGCCCAAAUGGCCGAGGAGUUAAGCGUGAAGUUGGCCAACUACAAAAGGCCGAAAGAAGUGAUAUUCGUUGAUUCAUUACCGCGAAAUUCGAUGGGUAAAGUGCAAAAGAAUUUACUGAGGGAGCAAUACAAGCAGUUGUUUCAGUAG